Brassica rapa (field mustard) is the source of this 7357-nucleotide messenger RNA. Its product is annotated as putative L-type lectin-domain containing receptor kinase II.2. The record is from RefSeq and is a predicted model, not a curated record. Gene Ontology annotation, biological process: protein phosphorylation. Lineage: Eukaryota; Viridiplantae; Streptophyta; Magnoliopsida; Brassicales; Brassicaceae. Gene Ontology annotation, molecular function: protein kinase activity; carbohydrate binding; ATP binding.
CUGAGAAAGUAGAUGAUCCGACGGUGGAUAAUGAAUGAAAGAGUAAAACGUGCGGUUGAGAUUGUAUCGCGAUUGAGGAAGGCGCGGGAAUGGUUCGCGUGUGGUGGUCCCCAACAUGUGUAUUAUCAUUAUGCACAUGUUUACGUGUGCGUAUUAGCCAAAGAUUUACUAAAAACUGACAAAAAUACAAAACUUUAGUGACUUUUCUUAAAGUUUUAACAAUUAUAGAACUGAACAUACGGCAUAUAAUGUAAUGGUUUAUCACAAAAGUUAAAUAUAAUACUUGUCUCUUUUGUAUACUUUGGAAAAUUAAUGACAAUUAUAAUCGUAAGACAUGAUUGCAUCACAUGGUUCACAUAAAAAAAAACACAAGGUUUUUUCGAAGGAAAAAAACACAUGAUUCAUAUCACAUUUUUACUUUAUUUGUGCAGAUUUUACGUUAUCUAAUCAUUUUAUUUUUUAAAUAACUCCAAAAUUUCGGGGAAAAAACUCACUAAAGACUAGAAUUUUGUUUGAACAAAACCAUUUGUGUUGUAAUAUUAUGGACAAUUAACUUGUAAAUUAUAUACGGCACAACACCGCACGACAAUUUUUAUACUUAAAUUUCUGUUUAAAAUAUGACAUAUUACUAAGUGGACUCGUCAUGGAAUUAUUCUUAUUCAAGGUUAUUAAAAAGACAUGUAAAGUAUAUAUCUGGUUCUAGAUAUAUCUUACACGACCUGCACCAAAAUAAAUGCAAUUGUGUGGUCAAUUUUCUUUUUACCCUAAUGUUGUUUGGUAAGAAAACUAUAUUAUAUACUGUGUAUAGAUCUAUAAAAAAAGGUCUGUUGGUGGGAUGAUCGUGGGAUUGAUUUCACAGACUAAUAUGGUCCACUGACGCAGCUCACGAUCAGAGGAGACCCGUAGUUUCCAAGAAAGCUUAUAAUGAUAAUACUUCUGUAAUGUAAUGUAGCCGUAUUAAUUCAUUUGGAAUAUAAAUUUCUGACGACCACAUUAUGUGGAAUAUUUAAUUGUUAAAAACAUCUCCAAUGUAAAAUUUUAUUUUUCUUCCAAAAUUCAAAAUGAAUUAAAGUGGAAAUAGAGUAAAAUUGCUCCAAUACUACUUCAUUUUCUACUUUAUAAUAGAGUGAUGAACAAACAAAAAAUAGAUUAUUCAGUAAAUUUCAUUAUAGAGUGAGAUAUGAAAUUUGGUUGAUGCAUUCCUUAUUCCAUAUUCACUUUUACUCUAUUUUAGAGAAAAAAAAUGGAGUGGAUAAUAGCAAAUAGCAUGGAAGGUGAAUAGGUGAUUAUACUAUUCUAAUCUAGUACUACGCUCCAUUACAUAUAUGGAGACAUUCAUGUCUCUUGUUUUUUCAAAAAUUUCCUACAAAAACUGGUUUACAUCUUACGAUAUGAAAGACAUGUCUUUUACUUGGCCAUUUUCUAAUUUAUAUAUUCGAUUUAGGUCCUUAUAUUUGGAUAGACAGACCAUUUUCCGGGUGAGAAUUAACAUUCAGGAAGAAUAAUAAUUCAACUCCUUAAGAACAAGAUGGAAUCACAAUUCGUGGAGACACCCAUAAAGGAAUAAGAAAGUACUUUAUCAUUAGUGGAUAUUCAUCAUAAGCAAAACAAAGCAAAAAGAUGAAUGAAAGUAAGAAGGAUAUAAAAAUAAAGAUAAAGAUAAAAGGACAAAAGAUUAAUCACUUUUUCUUUUAGUUUGUGUGCUCCAUUGAGACUGAAGUUAAAAAAGAAAGUAAUGAAUCAAACGAUCGACAGGGAUAUGAUGUCAUCAAUUAUUAGUUGAUAUCACCUUUGGAUACGGAGGAUCUAAAUUGUAUGUGUGUUACCUUGGUCAGUUUUGGUGCUUUGCUCAUCAAAACUGACCAAGGUAACUUCAAGCUCUCACCUAUGUACAUCACAAGAGAAACCCUUUUGGUGCUUUGCUCAUUCCCCGUCUUCUGUAACUUAAUUAAUGUACAUCCAUUGGAACUUGGAAGCUAAGCAUUUACUGACUUUACAUAUUAAAACUGUAGCUCAUCCUCAUAGGACACAAUUGUGAUUGUUUUUUUUUUUUUUUUUUUUUUUUUGGUAAAAAUGUAAAGAUAUUAUUACCAAGUUUUUCAAAUUUUUGACAGAAUACAAAGAUGACAAAGAGAAGCAGAGGAAUUGAAGAAAAACAACUAAACAAAGACACUUCCUAGUCUAAAGCUGGCUGACACAACAGCAUAAACCACUUACCAGAGGACACUACUCCAUCAGCACUAACAGCUUACCGCAAAAGGAAAAACCACGGUGAUUACGAGAGACGGAGCCCGGAAAAAUUGGCCUACCCGAUGAACCGCUCUUUAAGAAUUGGUUUAGCCGAGAACAGCUCACAGCAGACCUCCAGAGCAGAAGCCAACACGGCCAGACAGUAACACAAAAGGCCAAGCACACCCACUCGACACGGCAGAGCAUUUAUUCGGAAAGAAAGGAGAACUCCCAAGAACGCCACACGCCAUAGCCCUACACCAAGCAGGCAGAGAAAGCAAGCACCACCAUACCAUAGCAAUAAUGGACAGGAGACAGCCCCAGAUCAUGUUCCUGCAACGCACUUGCUCUGUAUGCAACGCCACCAAGAAGAAGAGUCAUGGUUGACUAAUCUGAUGACUAUCCUCCUCUCACGCACCCACAACGGAGAACCCGCAGCAGACCUACCUAGCUUGAGACCGAAAGCAUCCCUGGAGGCUCUCAAACAGAAAGCAAAAAGACGGGCUCGAUGAACUGCUUGUUACAACAUCCCGACCACGCUCACAAGGCCUACAAGAAGAGUGUAACCAACACUGUCGAGACAGUCCUAGGGACCACCGUCGACACUGGGAAGUGCCGGUCACCACAAGGCGUCUCUGAGGUGAGCUUAAGUCCGGAGACAACCCGAACAGUCUAAGCACCUCGCCUAUAGCUGAUUCCGAGAACCGGAAACCAAUCUCUUCACACGCCUAAGGUUGAAAUGGAGACACGGACCAACCUACACAAACUGAAACAAAAAGCAGUCUUCUGAUUUGCAGCCGGCUGCAUCACAGAAGAAACGGGAUGAAGAACCGGGUAGAGGAGACUGCUGAGCGGGAUGACGACGGAGCUGCCAAGCAUGGCCAUAGACAACCACACCGUUACAUCAGAUCCGCGUAUCUCCACAAGCCAACACCAGUAACCCUAGCACGCGCUAGGCAAGCCACCGGAAGAAGCACGCCAACGAGGAAACAACACUCCAAAGCACUCACGGCGUCAGAAGAGAGUCGGUGGUCUACCGAGACGCCAAGGCAAGACCACGAAACAAACUAUGAACACCACACCUCCGACGAAGACCAGAAUAGAGCAGAUCUAGUAGAUCCACCACCGGAACAGAGAGAGGAGUCGGCCUCCUACCACCACGCGCCGUCACCUCCAAGAUAGGGUAGAUAUGGAAAAACCCCCACUUGCGAAGCCCUAAAACGCCGACCCAGACUCAACCAACUCCUCUCUAUCCUCAUUUCAACACCAGAGAACCAAACCACAACCACCGGGUCCAGUCGCGACUCCGUCACCGGCGAGGUUCUUCUUCUAGGGUUGAACGCAUCUCGGCUAGAGAGAAGGGAGCGAAUCACAGGGUAAAAAACGGAAAAGAGGAAAGGGUAAAGAGAGAACCCUCCGGCAGCGGCUUAGACCGCGCACGCGCCGGAGGUAUACCGGAGACCACUGAAGAUUACGAAAGAGAAGUCGAGGGAGGGGGGGAGGAGAGAGAACCUUUCAUUCUAGGUGAAGCAAUUGCUUCUCAACACUUUCAUUAUGCUAACAAUUGUGAUUGUUACAAGUAAGUUUGUAAAUGUAAGAACUAUAGGAACACAUUAAUUAUUUAUACAGCGGUCACAUUUGACAUAUUGUUGUUCAAUUUAGGCGUCUCCCAUUUUUGGUCCUCAGGCACAUAUAUAGCCGUGGAUAAAUCACUGGUCCGUUCCCUUUACAUCUAUCUUCGGUUAAUCGGUUAUUAUAUUCCCGCCUGCAUUCGCAAAAUUUCAACCAAAAAGAGAAGUCACCAGAUCUGAAUCGAAUAACUAAACUAAACAUUCAGAAAUGUACUCAAAGUCAAACCCCUGGCUUGUUGUCUACUUGUCAAUUUCUAAUGACUGAAAAGAAUGUAAGACGUUUUGUUCUUCUGGCAUCCGUUGAAAAUAUAUGUUCUUUGAGCCAAGUCAAAAUAUCUUAUCCAAUGUGACCGAGAAAGGUACUUAUUGCCGAACAGAAUAGGUCAGAUCAGGAGCUCCAUUGUCAUCUGCAGGAGGCUUCUUCAACUUAUACAAAUUUUAUAACAGUGCCACCAUCGUUGAGCAAGUAAAACAACUAAACUACAUGCAACUAGUGUUUCUUGAUUUAGAAUAUGUUUUAAACUACACCCAACUAGUAUUUCUUGAUUCAGAAUAUGUUUUGUAAUAACCCAUUCAGACUAUUAUUCGGAAUGAAAGAUGUGUGCACGUAUGUAGAGUAACCAAGUUUUACAUAGGACUUUGACUAUUUAAAACCUCAUUUAAAUAAAAUUUUCAUAUGAAUGAAACUCACAUGCAUAAAUAGUAAGUAAAAACUCAAUAGAUUUAAUUACUUCAUCUUGCCUCAGGGCAUGAUGGUAUAUACUAAUUCAGGUCAAUACAAAUAAGAUCGCAGCUUGAAUCUUCAGUCUUGUGUAUAAUCCACUGGCUAGAUAGCAACAAGCAAAGAUGCAGACAUAAAAUCACAUAGUGUUGUACCCAUGACUUAUCUUGAAUAUAUAUAAGACUGGAAAAGUAAUUAACCAACAUGACUGUAAGAAACAUCUAAGUGAUGACAUAAGCAUUGUUAUCUUACCAAUUCAGAAGGAAUAACUUUUCUUUGCUAGUGUCUUCCAAGUAAAGGUCAGCUCAGGGUUUUCUGGAGAUAGAAAACAUAAUUCUCAUGUAAAAGAGAGUGCAGAAGAAUCUAAGAUUCACAAGCUAAGGCAGAGAGAGAGAGAGGGGAGAUCAUUGUUGUUCCAGAUGGCUGGAGUUUUAGGACACAUAUGUGUCUGGAUACUAAUUUGUAUCCAUGUAACACCAUUGGUGUUAGCUCAAGGCGGUACUCAGUUUGUGCAUUAUGACUUCAGGAAAGCAGACCUGUACCGUGAUGGAAUGGCAACUAUUGAAGAUGGCGUAUUGCAGAUUACAGGUAAUACAACCAAGAGCACCGGUCAUGCUUUCCACAAAACCCCCAUGAAGUUCACAACUUCGUCUUCAAGUUUGUCUUCAUUUUCAACAGAGUUUGUCUUUGCAAUCCUUCCACUGCACAGCCCCAUUUCUUUCGGUCAAGGUAUGGCUUUUGUGGUAGCUCCUACCACAGACCUCAGGUAUAACGGCACUGAAACUUCAGGGUUAGGGCUAUUCAGCACAGCAAAUGAUAACAAAACUACAAACCACAUCCUGGCGGUAGAGCUUGAUACUAAUGAUAGCCCUGAAGCACUUGACAUAAGUAGUAACCACGUGGGGAUUGAUAUAAACAGCAAAAUCUCGGUCGUAUCUGCCAAUGCUAGUUACUAUAAUCAUACAGAGGGGAAGAACAUAACCCUGCUGCUUGCUAGUGGAAAUAGUAUCCUCAUCUGGAUAGAUUAUGAUGGAAUAGAGAAGCGGCUUAAUGUAACUUUAGCUCCUGUACCAACUCCAAAGCCAGUUUCACCAUUCUUGUCAAGUUCCAUCAAACCAAGGGUGCCUCUCUUGUCAAAAACCAUCAAUAUUUCAGAAAUUUUCAAUGAAACCAUGUUUGUAGGUUUCUCUGGAUCCACAGGCACACUCAGAAGUGACCAAUAUAUUCUUGCAUGGAGUUUCAAGAAAGGUGGACAAGCAGAAAGCCUUGACUUGUCAAAGGUUUUGGAUCCCCCAAAUCCACCUCCACCACCUCCACCACCACCAUCAUCUCCGCCGCCACCCACUCUGCCACCAACCUCUCCACCAAAGUCAAGGUCUAAAGGCUCUAGCCUUGCUUUAAUUCUAGGCACUACUAUAGCAGGAACUUUGCUAAUAGUACUAGGAGGAGUUGUGUAUCUUCUUUACAAGAAAAAGAAGUAUGCUGAGGUUCUUGAACAAUGGGAAAAGGAAUAUAGUCCCCAGAGGUACUCCUUCAGGAACCUAUACAAAGCAACCAAGGGUUUUAAGGAGAAUCAGCUACUUGGAGCUGGAGGUUUUGGAAAAGUUUACAAGGGAAUACUUCCCUCUGGUACACAAAUCGCGGUUAAGAGAGUCUACCACGAUGCAGAGCAAGGGAUGAAACAGUAUGUCGCGGAGAUAGCUAGCAUGGGAAGGCUAAGGCACAAGAACUUGGUUCAGCUCCUUGGCUACUGCAGAAGGAGAGGUGAACUGCUUUUGGUUUAUGAGUACAUGCCAAAUGGGAGCCUAGAUAACUACUUGUUCAACAACCAAAACCUCACUUGGUCUCAGAGAUUGAACAUAAUCAAGGGAGUAGCAUCUGCUCUUUUGUAUCUUCAUGAAGACUGGGAACAAGUUGUGCUACACCGAGAUAUCAAAGCUAGCAACAUUCUUUUGGAUGCUGAUCUUAAUGGAAGGUUAGGAGAUUUUGGGUUUGCAAGGUUCCAUGAUCGCGGCGAGAAUCUCCAAGCCACGCGUGUGGUUGGAACCAUUGGCUACAUGGCUCCAGAGCUAACUGCAAUGGGUGUGACCACUACCUGGACUGAUGUCUAUGCCUUUGGAGCUUUUAUACUUGAGGUGGUUUGCGGAAGAAGGCCAGUAGACCCUGAGAGACCCCCUGAGCAAAUGAUUCUACUUAAGUGGGUUGCUAUUUGUGGAAGCAGAGAUAGUUUAAUGGUUACUGUUGACAGUAAACUCGAAGGAAACUUUAAAGCUGACGAGGUCAAGAUGCUUUUGAAGCUAGGCAUGCUUUGUUCUCAGAGCAACCCAGAGAAUAGACCAAGUAUGAGACUUAUAGUACAAUAUCUUGAAGGAAAUGUCAAUGUUCCGAGCAUAUCAUAUGAUACAGCUGGAUUUGGUAUGCCAAAUAUAAGCAAUGAAACUGUAACACAACAGCCUGAAACCUCCUCAUUAGCUAACUUCUCUUUUGAAGAUGUUACAGUCCUAUAUGGUGGUCGUUGAAGCCUGCAAGCAAACUUUUAUUCUGCUACAAUGUUGUGUCUCUUAAGUGAAUGAUUGUAUUGUGAUUGGUUGUUGAAUUUACAAUAACAUACAUGUUUUUUUUGUAACAUUUCACUUCAAGAUUUUAGAUUCAAUCUCUUCCAGACUAAGACCCUUGGUCUCAGGGACUACUAGAACUACAAACAAGAGUGAUACCAAUGCUAUGGCUCCAAAGAGAAGGAAGAGAUUCUCUGCUCCAAGAUAUUCCUGCAAAGGUG